AUGACAAAGACCAAAAACAAUGAUACCAGAGCUCAUGUUGACUUGAAGACUGGAAUUUUAUAUAAGACUUUAAAGCAAAUUAGAAAAGGAAAUGAUAUUGAUCCAGAUGAACCUGACUUAGCAAAAGUGUGGAGUUGUGAAAUCAAUCCGAAAGAAGCCAGAGCAUUAGAUCUUUUAUUAAAAAAGUAUUACGACGAUGAAGUAGACCUCAAACAUUUAAAGAGAUUUAGAAAAAUAGGAAAAGAUACACUUCAAGGAAUUAUAUGCAUAUUCAAGGAUCAAGAUGACCAAAAACGUCUAGUUUUAGAUCAAUUAAAGGAAGUGGAAUUGCAAAAACUCGAGGUUAUAGAAGUACCCAAAUUCCCAGCUUUUUCAAAAGAGAGCAUAGUCAAGUGGUCGGAAACUUGGCCUAUGCUUUGGAAAGGAAAUCCCAAUCAUCAAUUUUUAAAUUCAACUACUUUUGAUAUGGAGCAAGAAAGAACAAUGAUACUGAAUCUAUUGGCUCAAGUCAAGAAGAAUGAGUCCACUUUUCCACUGGCCACAAUAAUGGCAAAGGAUGUAAAUGGUCAACUCAUAAUUCAGACAGUAUCGACUAGUAGUGGUGGUGCCGACCCCCAAGAGCAUAGUAUAAUGAAGGCUGUAAAGGCAAUAGCGGAUAAAGAAGUAAAAAAUAGACUGUUAAACUAUCAAUUAAAAGAAGAAAGAGGUUAUCUUUGUACUGAUAUGAUAGUUUAUACAACUCAUGAACCUUGCGUAAUGUGUAGUAUGGCAUUAGUACAUUCAAGAAUCCAAAGGCUAACAUACUUGAAAUCUGUAUCGAAUGGUGGUGGUAUAGAAUCUAGCUAUUAUCUUGGUGAUUUGGAUGGUCUAAACUGGAAAUUUCCUAUAUGGAGAUGGCUAGGUGAAACCGAGUUGAAUAUUUUAAAUGAACUUAAUGAAAGUGAUGAAAGUGUAGAUUAUUAG
This is a messenger RNA of Lodderomyces jiufengensis, 963 nucleotides long. RefSeq lists its product as uncharacterized. Gene Ontology annotation, molecular function: tRNA-specific adenosine-34 deaminase activity. The record is from RefSeq and is a predicted model, not a curated record. NCBI's taxonomy places the organism in Eukaryota, Fungi, Ascomycota, Pichiomycetes, Serinales, Debaryomycetaceae. Bases 1 to 963 code for a protein of 320 amino acids. The transcript has a single exon. Gene Ontology annotation, cellular component: cytoplasm; nucleus.